Messenger RNA from Zalophus californianus (California sea lion), 2257 nucleotides. It is a transcript of the gene SLC7A4, whose product is annotated as solute carrier family 7 member 4. Bases 88 to 2010 code for a protein of 640 amino acids. Gene Ontology annotation, cellular component: plasma membrane. Gene Ontology annotation, biological process: transmembrane transport; amino acid transport. NCBI's taxonomy places the organism in Eukaryota, Metazoa, Chordata, Mammalia, Carnivora, Otariidae. The record is from RefSeq and is a predicted model, not a curated record. The transcript is spliced from 5 exons. Gene Ontology annotation, molecular function: amino acid transmembrane transporter activity.
AGGCAGGACCUCUACAGCGUGUGCAGCGGCGUCCGCAGUGACAGCAGGUGCCGGCAGCUGGUGUGGUGCUCCUCUCAGCUGCCCAUCAUGGUCAGGGGGCUGCCCAGCACUGCCAGCCUGGCGCGCUUCUGCCAGAGGCUGAACCGGCUGAAGCCACUGGAGGAGUCUACCAUGGAGACGUCACUGCGGCGCUGCCUGUCCACGCUGGACCUGACCCUGCUGGGCGUGGGUGGCAUGGUGGGCUCCGGCCUCUAUGUGCUCACAGGCACUGUGGCAAAGGAGAUGGCCGGCCCCGCGGUGCUCUUGUCCUUCGCGGUGGCCGCCGUGGCCUCCCUGCUGUCAGCCCUGUGUUAUGCAGAGUUUGGGGCCCGGUUGCCCCGCACGGGCUCUGCCUACCUGUUCACCUAUGUGUCCAUGGGUGAGCUGUGGGCCUUCCUCAUCGGCUGGAACGUGCUCCUCGAGUACCUCAUUGGUGGUGCAGCUGUGGCCCGUGCCUGGAGUGGCUACCUGGACUCCAUGUUCAACCACCGCAUCCACAACUUCACCCAGGCCCACAUUGGAACCUGGCAGGUGCCGCUGCUGGCCCACUACCCAGACUUCCUGGCUGCUGGGAUCAUACUUCUGGCCUCCGCCUUCAUCUCCUGUGGAGCCCGAGUUUCCUCCUGGCUCAACCACGCCUUCUCCGUGGUCAGCCUGGUCCUCAUCCUCUUCAUCAUCAUCCUGGGUUUUAUCCUGGCCCGCCCGCACAACUGGAGUGCUGAGGAGGGGGGCUUUGCGCCUUUCGGCUUCUCCGGCAUCAUGGCUGGCACCGCCACCUGCUUCUACGCCUUCGUGGGCUUUGAUGUCAUUGCCGCCUCCAGCGAGGAGGCCAGGAACCCGAAGCGAGCUGUGCCGAUAGCCAUUUCCAUCUCGCUCGGCCUGGCAGCUGGUGCCUACAUCCUUGUCUCCACCGUGCUCACCCUCAUGGUGCCGUGGCACAGCCUGAACCCUGAUUCCGCACUCGCUGACGCCUUCUAUCGGCGGGGCUACAGCUGGGCAGGCUUCAUCGUGGCAGCCGGCUCCAUCUGCGCCAUGAACACUGUCCUGCUCAGCAGCCUCUUCUCCCUGCCACGCAUCGUCUAUGCCAUGGCCGUCGACGGGCUCUUCUUCCAGGUGUUUGCCCGAGUGCACCCCCGGACACAGGUGCCCUUGGCGGGCAUCAUUGUGUUCGGGAGCCUCAUGAGUUUCCUGGCGCUGCUGCUGGACCUUGAGGCACUGGUCCAAUUCCUGUCCAUUGGCACGCUGCUGGCCUACACUUUCGUGGCCACCAGUAUUCUUGUGCUACGCUUCCAGAAGGCCCCUGCAUCCAGUUCCCCAGGCCCAGCCAGCCCUGGCUCCAGGGUCAAAGAGUACCACUCUUUCUCAGACCACAUACAGUUGGUGGGCACCGAGCAGGCCUCAGCCCCCGAGCCUGGGCAGCUGCGGCCAGCUCUGAGGCCCUACCUGGGCUUCCUAGGUAGGUGCAGCCCUGGAGCUGCUGUGGCGUGGGCACUAAGCAUCCUGGUGGCCUCGGCCAUCACCCUGGACUGUGUACUGGUCUUCGGGGACUCAGCCCUGCACCUCCCAUACUGGGGCUACAUCCUGCUGCUUCUGCUUAGCUCCGUCGCAUUUCUGCUCAGCCUCCUCGUCCUGGGGGCCCACCAGCAACAGCGCCAGCAAGACACCUUCCAGAUCCCCAUGGUGCCCCUGACUCCAGCCCUGAGCAUCCUCCUCAACAUCUGCCUCAUGCUGAAGCUAAGCUACCUGACUUGGCUGCGCUUCUCCAUCUGGCUGCUGAUCGGACUUGCCGUGUAUUUUGGCUAUGGCAUCUGGCACAGCAAAGAGAACGAGCGGGAGCCGCCAGAGCUGACCACCACACGCUACGUGGUGUUCCCCAGCACCAGCCUGGAGGAGACGGUGCAGACGGUGCAGCCCACCAGCCAGGUGCCUACCCAGGAGCCCAGCCCCACAGAGCAGCCCACCAGUCCAUGAAUCGAGCUGGAGGCCUGUCCGUGCGCCUUCUGCCCUCCCCCAUGUCCUCAGGAGCCCAGAGGGGCUGGGAGUCCCUUCUAUCUGAACCAGCUCAGGUUUGUAGGCCUGCUCAUGCUGAGGGGUCCUCAAGACCUGGGGGCCUUAGCCCAAGUGCCUAGUUUUGGGUUUGGGGGAGUGGGCCAUGGCCAGUGCUGGUGGGGUGAAUAUUUUGUCCAGCGCCUUCCUGUUCAUGAGCAACUCCAGCUAU